This is a messenger RNA of Colletotrichum godetiae, 609 nucleotides long. RefSeq lists its product as uncharacterized. NCBI's taxonomy places the organism in Eukaryota, Fungi, Ascomycota, Sordariomycetes, Glomerellales, Glomerellaceae. The record is from RefSeq and is a predicted model, not a curated record. Bases 1 to 609 code for a protein of 202 amino acids. The transcript has 3 exons.
AUGUCAGUAGAUCUCAAGUAUGACACCACUAGACUGAAUUGUCUCCGUGAAGCUGUACGAAUCCCGCAACUGCUAGAACAGGAAGUCUGCUCCGUCUCUCGCGUAGGGUGGUCGUUUGGAUUGGCCAGUUCGCAAGACGAUCUGAUGGUAGGAAUAGACGAUAGGACUCAAGCAACGACUCUCUGUGUAGGCGCAGCCGCAUUCGUCAGUUCUUUACCAGUACCAGACAGCCAAUACCGUCAUUGCCGUUUCGUCUCGCGUAACGUUGUGAUUGAAGAUCCAUGUGGCAAUAUCAAGAACGAUAUCAAGGCGCAAAUACAUGCCGGCUGUUGCAAGCCCAUCCUUUCUGCCUCUCGAAAGCACUAUUAUGAUGUUUCUGCCCCCGAAGAGUCGAUCCACACGGAAAUCGUGAUGACGGUGGGCGGAUGCCAAACUAACGUCCUAGUCGUGGGAUUUGACUCCGUCCGCCACGGGUCUCCGGUCCAGACUCCAAGAGCAUUCGUCUUCAACCGACACAUAAAAAUGCGGGAUGUGGGGCAACGACCUCGAAAUUCGCGGUCGCUGUCCGACAAAGUCGACGCCAGGAUUGGACUGCAUGGAGCUAUCUGA